GCCCUCAACGUGGUCUUCGGCUAGGAGAUCCACUCUCGCCGCUAUUGUUUGUUGUCUAUACCGAGGCCUUCUUAACCCUCCUCCGCAACGCUCUGGGCUCCCAGCAACUUCACGGAUUGAAGAUCCACCGACUAGCUCCGACCCUUUCGCAUCUUUUCUUUGCCGACGAUACAUACUUGUUCUUGCGUGCAACAUCAACUGAAUGCCACAAUCUUCUUCACUUGCUGCACUUGUAUGAAUAGGCGAGCGGACAACGUAUAAACUUGCAGAAGUCUUCGGUUUGCUUCAGCUCGAACAUGUCCGAACAAGAGUGAGUGGCCAUGGCAAGAGUUACUUGGGGUUGCUUCCAUCAGUUCCAUAGAGAAAUACAUGGGCUUACCUGCUCAGAUUCAGCGUUCAAAGGUUCAAACCUUCCAGUUUGUGGAAGAUAACCUUGUUGCUCGUAUUCAAAGUUGGCGUUCGAAAGCACUUUCAUUAGCUGCUAAAGAGGUUAUCAUCAAUGUUGUGGGAUCAACAACUCCGGUGUAUGUCAUGUUCUCUUUCCGAAUCCCAACAACCUCUUGUCGCCGCUUGAAUAGUCAAUUGAGUCGGUAUUGGUGGGCCGGACAGGAUAAAGACAGGGGAAUGCACUGGAUCUCCUGGCCAGCGAUGUGUGUAAGCAAAUUCCAUGGAGGGUUGGGUUUCCGCGAUUUUGAUCUAUUUAAUGUGGUCAUGCUUGCAAAGCAAGUUGGGAAGAUCGUGCUAGCUCUAGACUUUCUCCUUGCACGUGUCUACAAGGCUCGUUACCACCCUUCAUGUGACUUCCUCAACGCGUCAGCUGGCUCUCGCCCCUCGUGGGCCCGACAAGGAGUAUUAGAAGGUCGAGGAUUACUAAAGCAGGGUUUGCGGUGGCAGGUGGGUGUGGAACAACAAUCCGCAUCCUUGAAGACCCGUGGUUGCCAUCUUCUCCCCCGUUUGUACCUUCGUUGUUACCUGGGGCGGUUUUGGAGAAUCAUUUCAUCGCCUCCCUUAUCCAUCCAAUCACUCGAACUUGGAAUGGGGAGCUGCUUCGCGCCUCCUUCACAGCAGAUAGUGUCCAGUGGAUCCUCUCCAUUCCUUUGCCUUCUUCUCCUCGGCCUGACAAACUAAUUUGACACUACUCGGCUACUGGCAUUACACGAUCAAGUCCGGUUAUCAGCUGCUCUCCUCCGAGCGUCACCUCGAGUUUGAUCCUCUUCCACCAUUCUUAAACUCUCAAUUCUGGAAAACUUUGUGGAAUUUACCCAUUCCCCCUAAACUUAAAGUGUUCUUGUGGCGUGUUGCUCGUGGCUUUCUUCCAAUGCGUGCGAUAUUACAAGGGAAGUCUUUAAGUGACACCAACACUUGUCUUGUGUGCUCGGCAGUUGUAGAAACCAUUUCUCAUAGUUUCUUUGUUUGCAAGAUCGCUCGAGAGAUAUGGACGCUAGCCGGAAAAGACCACAUCCACUCAGCCAUUGUUGCUGUCGAUAACGACCUAGCUUGGCACAAUAUGUUUUUCUCUAUGCAGUUAUCCAAAAUCGACAUGGCAGAAGUGGUAUUUCUUGUUUGGAGGGUCUGGAAAGGGAAAUGCUGGACCAUGUAUGAAAACAUACAGUAUCUGCCUGGGACAUUGUUCCGGAAAUUUACAAACCAGGUUGAUGAAUGGCGAGAAGCUACUGCAGCUCCGGGGACUCAACCUUCACCUGCGAGAGUUCCUCGACGUCCGCCUCCAACUCCUACUUGCCCACCAGGUAGUCUCCUUAUUCGAUUUGAUGGGGCAACAAGGAAGGGCGUAAGAGGUGGCAUUGGGUUUGUCGGUUUCACUGGAGACCGAUCGGUAGUUUGUGCAUACGGUAAAUUUUACGAUGGAAUCUCGGACCCGUUUCUGCUUGAACUAUUAGCCUUACGGGAUGCAAUGAUAUGGAGCUUACACCGUGGUUAUUCUUCUGUUUGCUUUUGUGGGGAUUCACAAUUGGUCAUACGUCGAGCAAUAGACGAUGAUGUCAACCAUGAUCGAGGUGGGGCUGUACUCGAAGAAGUGCGCGCACUGAAGACCUCUUUUGCAUUUGUUUCAUUUUUUUUAUCCUCGUAGUACUAACAGAGCUACCCAUCGCGUGGCACAAACGACCCUUGCAUCGGUAGCGACCCAGUUGGUUGACUACCGCCUUUAUAUUUCCAAUGCAAUGUAACAAACUAUCUAUGACAAAAAAAUAUAGUGGGAGAAUAGGCAAGUCUUUUUUCUCUCUCCAAAGAUACUCCAUAUUAAACGAGAUAAUUAAGAUACACUAGAGUCAGCUGGCCGACCAGAGCCAUGAAUGAAAAUCGAACCCUAUCAAACUAGGGAACAAAGAAAUGGCUUUUCUGACCACCAUAUGGAUCACCCUAUUACGAGCACGACCAACAAAACAAACACUAGACCGGAGAAAACAUUGGCUCAACACCUUGAUCUCGCUCAAGAUCGGGCCACCACGAGCAUCCAAGCACAAGUCCUCAUUCACCUUGUCUAGCACCACCUGAGCAUCACCAGCGAAGACGACAUCCUGCUCACCCAUCUUAAGCGCACACCGGAUCCCAUCCCUCAAGGAUAGAAGCUCCACCAAGAAAGGGUCUUGCACAUCCGGAUACAAAGAGGCAUCCACCCCAAGCAGAGUCCUUGAGGCAUCCUCCAGAACCUAACCACCUGGACCAUGGGAACCCGAACGGGUAAAACUCUCGAGAGACUCUCGAUUGAGAAGUGUGAGGUCUCGUGUUCGACCAAUCUCGAGCCCAGUUGUAGUGUUCCCGGAGGCACCAAAAGGGGAUCUUAGUGGAGGGCCCAAAGGCUCAAACAUGUCAACCCCAAUUUUGGUAUCGCUCCGCAAUCGCUCAAGCAGUGCGUGCGUCGAGAUGUUCCUGGCUUAUCUGUAUUAAUAAUAAUAAUAAUAAUAAAUAUACUAGGGGAAUAGUU
This is a messenger RNA of Linum trigynum, 2944 nucleotides long. NCBI's taxonomy places the organism in Eukaryota, Viridiplantae, Streptophyta, Magnoliopsida, Malpighiales, Linaceae. The record is from the annotation of a GenBank genome assembly.